Messenger RNA from Condylostylus longicornis, 762 nucleotides. RefSeq lists its product as uncharacterized. Lineage: Eukaryota; Metazoa; Arthropoda; Insecta; Diptera; Dolichopodidae. The transcript is spliced from 5 exons. The record is from RefSeq and is a predicted model, not a curated record. The coding region runs from base 1 to 732 and encodes 243 amino acids.
AUGUACUUACUAAAACCACUAUAUUUCCAAUUACCAGUAGUUACGAAACACUCACUCAGUCAUUCAAUACUGGAAAAAAACUCGUUAAAUUUAGCAACUAAAUCAUCAAAAUGGCAUUACUGUAUGCAAGUACAUUCUCAUUUAGAUCUUUCUGACUACGAAGUUUUGACAUUUUUUGACACUAAAUAUGUCAAAGUAAUAAUUAUAUACGUACAUACAUAUGUAUAUUAUUUGUUACAUGCAUUAAAAAUCAGGAGGAAAGCACUUCGUAAUAGUAAACUUAUAAAACAAUAUUUAUUUAAAAAAGAAACUUAUAGAGAAAUGGCUGCACUUUUAGUCAAACCAAGAGCAUCAGAAGUUCUAACGGCUUAUUUAAAACAAUGUAACGAACCACCAUGGACAUCAUAUUUUGUUAAACAAGCAGAUGUGGUUAAUGACCAAUUCGGUAAAUCACAUUUUAAUUGGCCUUUAGAUACCGGAGCGAAUUAUCAUAUUUUAAGGACCGGUUGUUUUCCAUAUCUAAAAUAUCACUGUACAAAAAGGCCUCACCAAAAUUUAGAUAUUGAAAAUUUAUUUUUUGGACUGCUAAAAGUUCUUAAUCUUGGAAUUCCAACUUUUUUUUAUGGAUUAUCUGCAACAGCAUUGAUAUCACACACUGAGUAUGUCAUUUUGAAAAAUAAAACAAUUCCUAUAUAUUUUUUAUAUGAAGAAGAUAAAGGAUCAUUUCAUUAAUAACAAUGUAUAAAAGUUGAAAAAAUUAAA